Molecule: messenger RNA, 3831 nt
Organism: Zasmidium cellare ATCC 36951
Lineage: Eukaryota; Fungi; Ascomycota; Dothideomycetes; Mycosphaerellales; Mycosphaerellaceae
Exons: 1
Coding region: 1-3831 (1276 amino acids)
Source: RefSeq, a predicted model, not a curated record
AUGCUACCACCGCAGCUCCAGCACAGCCUUAGGCACCGCUCGCUGUCAACCGGUUCAAUCACCGCCGUCCGGUCAUUGACCAGCCCCAGUGUCCACGGCACUACAGCUUGUGCUCAAGCCAGGAGCUUAUGGAGCUGGAGACGGCCUUGUGACUACGCCUCACACAUCGACCCAAUGUAUCACCGUUUCACUAGAUAUCGAACGCUUCGAACGCGUGCGAAGCUCCUUGACAAGCUACGACGCCGUGGCCGAUGGGACUGGGAUGCUACCCAACGUCCAUUCUUCACUCCCAAGCAUGUCCGUCUGGCACAUCACAUUGGCCGGCCGAGAUGGAGCUACCAUGAAGACGGCAAGAAGCAGUCUAGCCAGGAAGCUGCAGAAGAGGAUGGCUUGGAGCUCAGCCAAAGAGAAAAGGAAUGGAAAGAUCAGAUGGAAGCUAUGCGUAAACGCAUUGAGAUGGAUCCAUACGAGGCUGUCUUUGGCAAGAGAUUUGAGCCUUUCUGGAGUCCGCUCGUGCCGAGCUGGAUGAGAGAAGAGAUGGGCCUUGAUCGAUCGACUCGUCCGACCGAAGCCAAGAGCACAGAUACCACCUCGACCUCAAUACCUAUCAAGCCAGUAGCUAGACGUCCUGAAGGCAAGACUGAACCCGUGAAGCCACGAGAGCGUUCCCAGUCGCCAAAGCCGAAGAGGGACGAAGGAGAAAAUGACGUGCCGAAUGGCCAACUUACAACAUACUCGUACACUUCCAAGAAAGCGGUUGCCGAGCCUGACCCAGAAUGUCCAAAUGGCCAGCUCACGAACUACUCUUACGGAUCGACUACUUCGUGGGACUCUUGGACGAAGAAGACCCGCCGGGAGGAAUGGGAUUCGAUCUCUGGCGAAACUAGACGAUAUGAAUACGAUCCUAUUUCGAACCGAAUGGUGCAGAUCGAUGGCAAACCACCGACUAAAUCGGACGAUCUCAAGAAGGUAGAAGCGUUGAAAAAUGAUACAUUGAAGGCCGUGCCUGAAAGCCAAUCGACCUCCCAAGACACUACUAGCACUUCUCCUCAACAACAACAACCCACGGCAGCGACCACCAAUGAGUCUCGACGAGCAAUUCCCGUUCCGACCGAGACUACGGACUCGACUGCGAAAAAGACAUCAAUCUACUUCCCUUCGCUUCUGAACACCUCGGUUGUCUCGAACUCGACCAAGCCAUCUUCCCUUGCUACAGUCCGAGAAAAGGAGUUGGAUCUUCUCACUGCUGAGGAUGUGCGCGCUUCCAUGGGCAAGGCCAACAAGGCUCGUAGUCUUGAAGGUCUUCGAAAUGACACCGACAAAAUGAACAGCCCGAAAGAGCACGCAAAGACAAGCAAGCUCGAGACGUCACUCGAUCGGAACGCUAGCUCACAGACUGUUUUCAAGAAGGGGUCUGAUCGUCCCACGUCGUCGUUGGUUUCCUCGCUCGCGCGUAUGCAAUCGAAAGAACUCCCAACCGUUGAUGAACUCGACGAUUCCGCAGCGCAUGAGUCCACUGGCGAUCGCGUCGACUACAGUUCUACGAAUCUACCAAAGCAAUGGAACCAGCAAGCUGACCUACUUCAAGCUGAUCGUGUCAGACGUACACGUGGUGUAAUCCCCGAGCCUCGUAUGAUCGACAUUGUCCAGGCGAAGAAAGCAGGGGAGAAGAACGCUGACGGCAAACCACGAUGGAUCGAUAUGAUGAACGCUCGCAAAGCUCGCUACGACGCCGAUCAGGUUGCCUUCAAAGCCGCUCAGGAGAUUCGCGAUGCCCAAGAGAACGCCAAGGUUGAGAAGCUAAAGGCAAUGCACAAUGCUGAAGUCAACGACCAAAAACUUCACAUGCAGGCCCACGAGACUCGUUAUGUCCACAAGAUCCGGGCAUUGAGACAGGAACUCGAGACAGCGUGCAAGCAGAGCAGCAUCAAUGCUGAGAUGCAGGUUGAGAGGAUCAGAAAUCUCGAAGAUGAGCUCGCUAGAGCACAAAAGGCUGCAGGGGAGACCUCUGAUAUCGCCAGACACCAGACUGAAGGCGAGAAGUAUCAACGCAAGAUCAGCGAACUCAGGAAAGAGCUCGAUGCAUCCUUCAAACAGAGCAGUGUCAGCUCAGGAAAGCAUGUCGAGCGAAUCCGCGAACUUGAAAAAGAGCUUGAGAAGGCCCAGGCGAGCGGCAAGACUUCUAUACAGAUGGAGAAAGAACGCUACGUGCAGAAGACGAAGUCACUCCGUGACGAACUGGACCGAACAUUCAAGCAAAGCGCAGCGAAUGCUGAGAAGCAUGUUGAGAGAAUCCGAGAGCUGGAGAAGGAGCUCGCUGAGUCUCGUGGUACCACUACCAGGAGAACCAGAGGCCCUGAUGCUGUCCAGGCCGAAGGAGACUUCAGCGCCAACGUCACGAAGUUCGCCAAAGAUAGCAGCAAGUGGUACAAGCAACCUUCUUACACGCCAGAGGUGACUGGCAAGCCAAGCGCAGAGGAGAUACAGAAGGCGGCUCAGAAGCAAAAGGAUAUCGAGCUAGUGAACGACGUAAGAGCUAUCUAUGAGAAUAGAUACGGCAAGAUCGAUGUCAGCCACCGCCAAGCUAGGCCAAAGACCACGAUGCAGGCUUCAAGGCAAAUUCCGCAAGUGGUAGAAGUCGAGUCAGACGUCGACCUGGGCAAAGCACUAGCUGACUACGAGGCUGGCCAAACGUACGAGUAUCGACGAGACAACCUCGAAGCUGAGAUCGCUGCUCAGGAGAAAGAAGCCCACGAAGCGCAGGAGUUGAUGGCGCCCGAGUCGUCUGGCAAGAUGGAGCAAGCCAUCGCCAAAAGCUUGAAGCUAGACCAAGAUGUGCAUGGAGCUCGCAUUGUCGACGACACCGUCCCCAGACUGAUCCCGACCGAGAUCGCCGCUCGUACCGAACCUGCUGUUGAUACCGAGGCCGAGCCAACGAAGAGUGAACUCAACUCGUGGGGCAUUGUGUGGGAGGAACCACCAGUCUACAAGGUCCUGGCUUACGAUUCUGGUAAUGACAUGUUCUCGACUGCCACGACCUCGUCCAACUUCACUGGCAAAGAGACCCCCAUCUCCAUCCCGCAAGCGCUCUCUCAGCUCUACCAGCCCGCUCGAUUCGUUCCUCACUUUGCGGAGCUUCAGAAGGAGGGAUAUCAGGUGGUGUACGGAACCAAGGACUUGCUCGUCUUUAAGAAGGUCAAGACAACGUCAGAGACUUCUGCUGUGGCAAGCCCUGAGUCUCAAACGAACCUGGCUGAUCAUGGCGUCGUGAAACCGACUGCUCCUGAGACCAGCAACGAGAUAACGCCCCAUGCACCAGGCGUGAACCCAAUCGACGGCACCACAUAUCCUCUCGAGCCCGAGUCAGCCGGGUUCGCCUCCCCGACCGGAUUCGUAGGAGACCGAUGGGAGACCCUCGCCUCAGAAGGCAAAGUCCAAUCGCCCAGCACCGUCUCCAAGCCAGAAGCAGAACCCGAAUCCGCCGAGCUGAAGUCUCCUCACCCCAGCUACAGCCAACCCGCCGACGAGGACGCCGAGAUCGACAUCCGGCACUACCCACGCGUGAAGCGAGAAGAGCGCGUCUUCUCCGGCUCUCGCCUGCAACGGCCCAAGAAGCAGCGACGCCACCACCACGAGCCUUCGCAGGAACAGGUCAGAGAGAUGAAGCGCAAGUGGCACAGCUGGCGGGCACGUUUCCGGUGGGCGUUGAGCGUCGGCGUGGGAGCCAGUUUCGUGGCGUACUGUAUCGGUGCGGCUGCUGAGCGGAAGGAGGUGAGGGAGAAGGAGCGCUGGGAGCAGAUUUUGGAGGGGAGAAGGGGCAGGUGGGAGUAG